Vanderwaltozyma polyspora DSM 70294 is the source of this 879-nucleotide messenger RNA. It is a transcript of the gene CCC1, whose product is annotated as Ccc1p. Bases 1 to 879 code for a protein of 292 amino acids. Lineage: Eukaryota; Fungi; Ascomycota; Saccharomycetes; Saccharomycetales; Saccharomycetaceae. Gene Ontology annotation, molecular function: manganese ion transmembrane transporter activity; iron ion transmembrane transporter activity. The transcript has a single exon. Gene Ontology annotation, cellular component: fungal-type vacuole membrane. Gene Ontology annotation, biological process: intracellular manganese ion homeostasis. The record is from RefSeq and is a predicted model, not a curated record.
AUGUCUGUGGUUGCUUUGAAAAACGCUGUGGUUGGCAUCAUCAAUGAAAAUGGUAAUAACAACGAUAAUAAAAACCUGUUGAACAAUCAAUCAAAUGAUAACUCUUAUGGUACAAACACCCACGACGAUUUGGAACAUGCUGCCCUCCCAAACGAUAUAUUACAAGGCUCUUUGAUCAAUAAGGUCUUUGGUAAAAUCGAUCCAAGGGUAAUUAGCGAUCUAAUUAUUGGUCUAAGUGAUGGUUUGACAGUCCCUUUUGCUUUAACUGCAGGUCUGUCCUCUCUAGGUGAUGCAAAAUUGGUCAUCACCGGUGGUUUCGCUGAAUUGAUUUCAGGUACAAUCUCAAUGGGUUUAGGUGGUUAUUUAGGUGCAAAAUCAGAAUCUGAUUACUAUAUCGCUGAAGUUAAAAAUGAAAAAAAAGUAUUCUACAAUGACCCAAGUUUAGUCAAUCACCAAGUCGAGGACAUCCUUUUAGAUAUGAACCCAGAUUUCACAGACGAAACUAUCUUGACCUUCAUCAAAGACUUACAGAAAAACCCUGAAUUAAUGGUAGAUUUCAUCAUAAGAUAUGGUAAAGGUUUAGAAGAACCUGAUCCAAAUAGAAGACUAAUCUCUGCAGUUACUAUCGGUGGUGGUUAUUUCGUAGGUGGUUUGGUACCUCUAAUCCCUUAUUUCUUCGUACAAUCCGUAGGAACCGGCCUACUUUACUCAAUAAUAUUAAUGGUAAUCACUCUAUUCUGCUUCGGUUAUGUUAAAAUUAUACUAUCAAUGGGUGAUGAAUGUUCACUAUCCAAGAAAAUCACAGAAGGUCUCCAAAUGGUAGCUGUGGGUGGUAUAGCAGCUGGUUCAGCUUGGUUCCUAGUUAAAACUUUGGGUUGA